Messenger RNA from Aureobasidium musti, 860 nucleotides. The record is from the annotation of a GenBank genome assembly. NCBI's taxonomy places the organism in Eukaryota, Fungi, Ascomycota, Dothideomycetes, Dothideales, Saccotheciaceae.
CUCUUCCUGAACUCAUCACUCCAUUACCAAACAUGUCUUUGACUUGGGUCAAGAACCUCUUGGGGUCUUCAGAGACGCUCACCGAAAAGUCGUACGCUCAAUUGCGUUCAUCCAGUGAUGUAGAGUCGCUGGCAUCUACACAAGUCGACAGUCCGCUCGAGACAGAAUCACACAGACGCAAGACCAUGAUUGAUGCUCGAGUCAUCUCAGAUGCCAUCAUUGGUCUCUCUGAUGGUCUUACGGUUCCAUUCGCCUUGACUGCUGGCUUGUCAGCUUUGGGAGAUUCGAGAGUGGUCAUCCUUGGUGGUGUCGCAGAACUAAUUGCCGGUGCCAUUUCCAUGGGACUUGAGNAAUCCUAUCGCGCUACAUUAUCCUCCACACGCACACAAGUCGCAGAGACACCCUCAGCCGCCGCAAACUCCGUCUCCACCAUCCUCGAUUCAUUCGAACUGCCAGAAAACCUCGUCAACGAACUUAGCUUCCACCUCUCCAAGUCACCACAUCUCUUGGAUUUCUUGAUGCGAUUCGAACACAUGCAACCAGAACCCGCCAGCUCACGAGCUAUCACCUGCGCCAUCACAAUCGCACUUGGCUAUCUGAUCGGUGGACUUGUUCCUCUGAUUCCUUACUUCUUUGUGCCUAGGGAAGAUGUGUUGUUGGCUCUGUACUGGUCGUUUGGUGUCAUGCUAAGUUGUUUGUUUGUGUUUGGAUACUCAAAGACCGGGUUUGUUGCUGGGUGGAAGGGCAAAGAGAAGGUUUGGCAGGGUGUAAUAGGAGGUGUCCAGAUGAUGUUUGUGGGUGGCGUGGCUGCGGGUUGUGCGAUGGGCAUCAUUAGAUUGUUCCACAACCUUGCCUCAGAC